AUGUCUAGCUUUUUGCGCACGAAGCAAUCCGGGAUAUCGAAUGAUUUGUCGGCGAGCAUACGUCCCGAACUCUUUUCUCCAGACGACCAAGCUCGUUAUGGCAUCAACUCUCAGAUCAGCUGUUUUGGGUAUGACCCUGUCCAGUCACUGCUUGCCAUUGGCACCAACGAAAGUAAAUUCGGCCCCGGCAAGAUCUACGUCUUUGGCCAAGGACGAGUGCAAAAAGUCCUGGACCCCCCUCGGUCGACCUCUCUACUUUUUUUACAAUUUACCGCCAACAAACUCGUCAGUCUGGACCGGAAUAACGAGGUUUCUGUUUGGGACUUGGACUCUGGGUCGCGCAUCGCCUCCCAGGUUAUCGCCGGACAGGUCGUGUCGCUGGUAACGGAUCCAAUGUUGGAUUGGGCCUUCAUCGGACUGCAGAGUGGCGAUGUCGUGUCUUAUGAUCUUGACCGAAACAGCUUAUCCAGAGCUUUCCGGCUUCCCAACUUUUGGCGGGAGAGGGGCCCUUCCUCCCGUGCGGCCACGCUGGUGUGCAUGGCGAUGCAUCCCCGGGAUAUCGGGAAGCUGCUCCUGGGAUACACACAUGGUGCUGUCAUCUACUCUUUCAAACAGAACAAAGCGGUCCAUUUCUUCGAAUACACCCUGCCGCCUGGUGCUCCCGGGGGCAGCAGCAUAAGUGUAGACACGUGGCGCCGACCCCGACUUACACAUGCUCUAUGGCAUCCUUCUGGGACUUUUAUCGUUACCGCCCAUGAGGACGGCAGCCUAGUUCUUUGGGAUCCCAAAGAGGCAAAGUUGAUUACUGCCAGGACCCUUCGAAAUUUGAGCGUUGAGAAACCGACACCCACUACCGCAAACCCCACUUCCUCCGAGCCCUUCGGUAACGUCGAAUGGUGUUGUAAAGAUAAUUGCGACGAUACUGGACUGCUGGUAUCUGGAGGGGAAGAACUAGGCACUUCGUCUAGAAACCUGACGUUCCUUGAACUGGGCUUGACACCAGUUUAUGCGACAUCAUCCUGGCAGGUUCUAGCUGAAUACUUUCGGGGCAAGCGGCAGAUCACCUUGAGUUUGCCACCAGGCGCCCAAGCAGUCGACUUCAUCUUGAUUCCACGCUCAUCUCCCCAUUUUGCCGGGGCUCAAGAUCCUGUUGCCAUAAUCACUCUCUUGUCAUCCGGCGAACUCAUCACUAUGAGCUUCCCUUCGGGCUACCCCAUCAGCCCGACGAACCAAUUGCACCCUUCGAUAUUUUUUGUUCAUCCUUUUGUCACAAAAUUCAAUGUUUCUAGCCUGGAGCGCCCUCGAUGGUUGUCCAUGAUGGAGAAGCGAAGUCAAGGGGAGCCACUACUGAAAGGUGGCGCACAAGGCCCGAGGCCGAGAAAGAGAUUUGAAGAGAGAACCAUUAUACAAGCUGCCCAUGGGGACGGCACCAUUCGAAUAUGGGACUCGGGCCAUGCCGAUGAAAUCGAGAAUAGCAUGCAGUUGCAAGUUGACGUGGCACGCGCGCUUGACCGCUACGACGAUAUUGACGUUAGCGCCAUGAGCCUGGCGGGCAACACUGGCGAAUUCGUCGUUGGCACCCGUACCGGCGAGGCCAUAGUCUUUCGAUGGGGCGCAAACAGAUUCUACGGGCGAGACCAACCGCAGCGACUGGAUCCCAACCCCAAGGGUCUAACCGAUAUCAGCUCCAGAGCAGAAUCCACGCUUAAGGAGGGUCUUCAACCCUUUGUUUUGUACGAAAUGAUGCAAGGUGCCGUCACCGCUGUUCAAGUGUCCAACGUGGGUUUCGUGGCAGUCGGGUCCGAACUUGGCUUUUUGACGCUGAUCGACCUCCGGGGCCCCAGAGUCUUCUACCAAGCACCGAUGACGGAUUUUUCCAAGCAGGACAAGCGGUCUUCUUUCUUCAAGCGAGACCAUCAUCACGCCUCAAACGACGCACCCAAGAAGGAAUGGCCUGUGGUCAUAGAGUUUGGUGUCCUGACUCUGGACGAAGACAAGUAUUCGAGUAUCUGCUGCUUCGUUGGAACCAACCUGGGAAAAGUCAUGACUUUCAAACUCCUGCCCUCUGGGGAUGGCGCCUAUUCAGCCCAAUUAGCUGGCGUCGUGGCGUUUGAAGGACCCAUCGUUUCGCUGUCUCCCAUAGAGAUCAAUACCGGGAAGCCGGCCGUUGCCACUGGUGCUAUAGUCGCGUCUUUGCGAGAAGGGAAGCAAAUUCACGGGGCUCUGGUUGCCGUGACCCAAUCAGAAAUCAGAGUCUUCAAACCAGCGAACUCCAAGGGCGCUUGCAGAGAGUUUGAUGAUGUGCUGUGUGAUGCUGCUUCAGUGGCCGAAUUGGAACUCCAGGGGUUCGCAGUCGUGGCUAUCUUGGGUGACCGGACCGCCCGUGCGUAUUCGCUACCGGCGUUGAAGGAAAUCGGCAAGGCGAACCUCCCAAUGAUAGAUUCAAGUCGAAUCACAUCGGCGGUGGUGACGCCAACUGGCGACGUAUUUGCCUGGACCGGCCCCAGCGAGUUGGCUGUAAUCCACGUUUGGGGAACCGGGAAGGCACUUCAGCAGUCACCAGACACAAUGGUCAAUCCUAAACUCGAGAGCCCCCCACGACCUACCAUUUCCAACCUGCAGUGGAUUUCCGGCACGCAGUAUGUCUCUCCCCUGGACUUGGACCUCUUGGUUGGUGGGCCGGACAGGCCGGCGAGCAAGAGGAUGCUGGAAGCUGCUGCAGCAGAGCGGCGAGCCGCAGCAGGGGGCACAGCGACGGUUGCAGCAGCCGCUGGAAGCAGCCAGGAGAGCUGGGGCCAGUACUUGAGCCGCCAACUUACCGAAAGAACGGAAAAAUUGAACAUUAUGAGUGACGGCAUGGACAAUCUGCAGCAGCAGAGCCAAGGUUGGGCAGACGAUGUGAACAAAUUCAUGGGAAAACAAAAAAGGAAUCUGGUCAUGGGAAGCAUCAAGCGCAAAUUUUUCUGA
Ustilaginoidea virens is the source of this 2967-nucleotide messenger RNA. RefSeq lists its product as uncharacterized. Gene Ontology annotation, cellular component: plasma membrane; cytoplasm. The coding region runs from base 1 to 2967 and encodes 988 amino acids. The record is from RefSeq and is a predicted model, not a curated record. NCBI's taxonomy places the organism in Eukaryota, Fungi, Ascomycota, Sordariomycetes, Hypocreales, Clavicipitaceae. Gene Ontology annotation, biological process: regulation of exocytosis; establishment of cell polarity; regulation of protein secretion. Gene Ontology annotation, molecular function: syntaxin binding; myosin II binding; GTPase activator activity. The transcript has 3 exons.